This is a messenger RNA of Acanthosepion pharaonis, 468 nucleotides long. NCBI's taxonomy places the organism in Eukaryota, Metazoa, Mollusca, Cephalopoda, Sepiida, Sepiidae. The record is from the annotation of a GenBank genome assembly.
AUGAUACGUGCUACACAUUCAGACCACUUCUUUCUUUCUUUCUUUCUUUCUUUCUUUCUUUCUUUCUCUGAUGAUAACACCAUAGGACAUGAUACACUUCUUUCUACACAGACCUUUCUUUCUUUCUUUUCUUUCUUUCUUUCUUUCUUUCUUUCUUUCUUUUCUUUCUCUGAUGAUAAUACCAUAGGACAUGAUACACCACUUCUUUCUUUUCUUUCUUUCUUUCUUUCUUUCUUUCUUUCUUUCUUUCUUUUCUCUGAUGAUAACACCAUAGGACAUGAUACGUGCUACACAUUCAGACCACUUCUUUCUUUCUUUCUUUUCUUUCUUUCUUUCUUUCUUUCUUCUUUCUCUGAUGAUAACACCAUAGGACAUGAUACGUGCUACACAUUCAGACCACUUUUCUUUCUUUCUUUUCUUUCUUUUUUCUUUCUUUCUUUCUUUCUUUCUCUGAUAAUAACACCAUAG